CCGGUGUUUUGUAUCAUCUGCGGGUGGCCAAAGAUUUGGACCACGAUGACAGAGGACGACUAUGCUCGCCGUGGUUUUGUGUAUCAAAAAUGCCUUUCCGGAGCACUACGAUGGGGAUCCUGUGUUGAUCCUCUUCACUGCCCUCCGGCUACUGUCCACUGCCCUCCGACACUGGCAUGCUGACGGAUGAAAUGUCCGCUACCGUCACCGUCACUACCGGAGAUUCAGUCAACCGCAUUCAAGUGGCCACACGUGACGUCGUAUUUUGAGGUAUCGUACGUGGACGGAUGCACCAAGGCGAGCCCGGCCACUAGCGAUGUCGCGUCCGGCGACGAGACCGUUUACGUGGACGGAUCCGCUCAGGCCGACGUGGUUAUGUGCCACGUCGCGUCAGCCGUCGACGUCGGGUACGUAAACGGUAUCGCACGUACGUAUAACAUAGUGGUACAAAAAAGGACAAUGAGGAUGGCCGAUGAAAUGGCGCAAAUGGUCGACGUAGAUAAAGCCGUGAGAGUGCCUGCAGCCCAGCCACCGACGGCCCCUGGUACCUAUGGCCCUCUUGUACCUCUUGGCACGGAACUUAGCCCGUCAAAAUCUGAAAUUCAGGAGUCGACGUUAAACCGAUCCCAUAAAUAUUGGAAACUGCGGUUAUCACUAUUUUCAAAGUUUGACGAGGGAAUUAUGCUCGACCCAGUAUGUACUCCGUUUGCCCAGAGGUACUGACACAACAUAUUU
Sipha flava (yellow sugarcane aphid) is the source of this 735-nucleotide messenger RNA. RefSeq lists its product as uncharacterized. Bases 187 to 723 code for a protein of 178 amino acids. The record is from RefSeq and is a predicted model, not a curated record. The transcript has 4 exons. Lineage: Eukaryota; Metazoa; Arthropoda; Insecta; Hemiptera; Aphididae.